GCGGUGGCCGCCUCCUGGGUUAUUUUGUUUUCUCCCCCCCCCCCCACCCCCGCUGCCCCGAGGUUCUGGUUUCUCGAAUCACUUGGCGAACAACCAGCAGGUGGGCAGAUGCCCUUUCCCGUUCCUACGGACGCGUGGGAAGGCCCAGUGCUCCGGAGUGAGCAGCCGGGCUCCCGUCUCUCGGCGGCUCCCGGGCGGUGCUAGCAGGGAAGAGGAACGCGCCGGAGGAUGAAAGGCUGCUGACCGGGAGAGCCUGCCUGGCCAUUCACCUGGGGGCGGCGAGCCUGGCAGCCCCGCGCCGCGGCGCCUCCGACCCGAACAGAUCGCGCCGCGAGCCCCGGGUUGCGCCGCGGCGCGCAGAAGUUGGAGGUGCCAGGGGAGACCAGCAGCAGCGCUUGGUUUAGCUGGGCUGCUGCGCAGAUUGCGACUGGUCCACUUCCCAGAAGCCGGAUCUCUCCAAGUCCGCGCCGAGGGACGCCGCGCCCCGGCUACCAGGUUGACCCGAGCGCACCCCCUUUGUGCUCUCGGUCGCGAUCUCUGCGCGGGGCCCCGGGGUCCUGGGCAGCCCAAGCAGUCGCAGCCCGAGUGUGUCCUCGGGGCGUCCGGGGAGGAGCCGGUGCGGCGGUUUUCGGGGCUCAGCCGAGGCCGCCGCGCCGCCUGCCGUAGGCACUCGGACUUCCUCUCCCCGGCGGUUCCGGGAGGAGAACCUCCAACAGCCGACUCCGCUGAAGUUUCCCUCCGGGGCGCGUUCGCCAAUCCCGAGAGCGCCCGGCGCGUGGGCUGGGACCCGCAGAGCGGAAACCUGGAAGUGAGCCGCGGCGCAGGCGAAUCUGCGCAUUCCUGGUGGCAGUUCCCACUAGACCCAGCACAGAAAGCGGACAGGCUCGCUUACGAUAUUAGCACCUAGGGGCUCAUAGCGGCCUUUCCGCUCUGCAGAGGAGCACAGGGCGCUGCCUCGGCACCCACGCCGCGGGCCGCGUGGGAGAAGCCGGGGGAGGGUGGCGUGAACGGCCGGGGACCACGCGGAGAGAGGCACCGCCGCCGAGUCCGUUCCCCGCGGGGCGCCCCGGGCCCGUCGGCCGGCCAUGGCGGACAGCGGUGGCACGGGCAGCUCGGGCCCCUGGUGGAAAUCGUUCGCCAACAGCAGGAAGAAAGGCAAGGAAGCCACGGUGGGGGCGCAGCCUGAGGCCCAGCCCGCCCCCGGGGAGCCCGCGCCGCCCAGCCCGGACUGGACUAGCAGCUCCCGGGAGAACCAGCACCCCAAUCUCCUCGGGGGCGCCGGCGAGCCCCCCAAGCCAGACAAGUUGUGCGGGGAGAAAUCGGGCAACAGCCGCCGCAAUUUGAAGAUCUCGCGCUCGGGCCGCUUUAAGGAGAAGAGGAAAGUGCGCGCCACGCUGCUCCCGGAGGGAGUCAGGUCGCCAGAGGAGGAGGACUUCCCUGGGGACCCCCAAGAGGACAAGCAGUAGCCCAGCGCCCCGGAACUCUCUCUUCCGCCACUGCUCCCCCAACCUCCAGUUCUAAACCCGCAACUGCUGACCCAUUCCUGUACUCGGUGUCUGAUCCCACCAAGUUCAGAAUAUUCAUACAAAGCCUCCGUGAUUUUUUCUGGAAAUUGAAGUGUCAAUUGAGUUUUCAAUAUUUCAUGACUCAAGGAUGCGUUAAAUAUUUAUUUGUGGUAAGAGAAGGUACCUGCCGCUGAGGAGGUUGGCAUAAUUAAUUUUUUCAAAAAGCCACUCAGGGGCCUCAGCUCCUGUCUCGCGUCACCAGUGGGAGCGAGAAGGGUCCUUCUCUCAGAGAUGGUAACUCAACUUGAACUCCGCAGCCCCUCAAGUUUGGAAGGCACGCUCUUAUUCAGGACUCUGGAAAGCAAAUCACAUGUUUAAUGCCUGAAAAAUGCACUUUAGGGGUACUUCCAUAGACUUACACCUUAAGCGAAGGGGUGCGGGAGAGAAGCAUUAAGUAGAAGCGUUUUAAAGUAAGGCAGGGUUGCUUUUAAUGUGGAACUACAAAACUGUACCGCCUGUUUUAGUGUGGGCUAUUAAAAUUGUUGCACUGUGA
Molecule: messenger RNA, 2058 nt
Organism: Lemur catta (Ring-tailed lemur)
Lineage: Eukaryota; Metazoa; Chordata; Mammalia; Primates; Lemuridae
Gene: PRR15
Product: proline rich 15
Exons: 3
Coding region: 1086-1466 (126 amino acids)
Source: RefSeq, a predicted model, not a curated record